AUGUCUUCAGGAAAUGCCAAAAUUGGGCACCGUGUCCCCCAGUUCAAAGCAACUGCUGUAAUGCCAGAUGGUCAGUUCAAAGAUAUCAGCCUAUCUGACUACAAAGGAAAAUAUGUUGUGUUCUUCUUUUACCCUCUUGACUUCACCUUUGUGUGCCCCACAGAGAUCACUGCUUUCAGUGAUAGGGCAGAAGAAUUUAAGAAACUCAACUGCCAAGUGACUGGUGCUUCUGUGGAUUGUCACUUCUGUCACCUGGCAUGGAUCAACACACCCAAGAAACAAGGAGGACUGGGACCCAUGAACAUUCUUCCCUUGAUAUCAGACCCCAAGCGCACCAUUGCUCAGAACUAUGGGGGAAGCCCAGACUAUGGGGUCUUAAUGGCUGAUAAAGGCAUCUCAUUCAGGGGCCUUUUUAUUAUUGAUGAUAAAGGUAUCCUUCGACAGAUCACCAUAAAUGACCUUCCUGUUGGCCGUUCUGUGGAUGAGACCCUGAGACUAGUUCAGGCCCUCCAGUUUACUGACAAACAUGGGGAAGUGUGCCCAGCUGGCUGGAAGCCUGGCAGUGAUACCAUCAAGCCUGAUGUCCAGAAGAGCCAAGAAUAUUUCUCUAAGCAGAAGUGAGCACUGGGCCAUUUUAGGGCCAGGCUGCAGUAGGUGGCCAUGAGAGCAAAACCUCUUCUGUACUAUUGUCAUGCUUAAAACACAAGACGUU
Balaenoptera ricei (Rice's whale) is the source of this 712-nucleotide messenger RNA. RefSeq names its product peroxiredoxin-1-like. Gene Ontology annotation, biological process: removal of superoxide radicals; cellular response to stress; hydrogen peroxide catabolic process. The coding region runs from base 1 to 621 and encodes 206 amino acids. Lineage: Eukaryota; Metazoa; Chordata; Mammalia; Artiodactyla; Balaenopteridae. The record is from RefSeq and is a predicted model, not a curated record. The transcript has 2 exons. Gene Ontology annotation, cellular component: cytosol. Gene Ontology annotation, molecular function: thioredoxin peroxidase activity.